AUGGCGUCGUCAUCGAGGGCGACGUCGUCGCGCCGUUCCGUCUUCGACGCCGCCUACAUCCGCUCGGAGUUUUCCGCGGCCGGCAUCUCCGGCCACUUCAUCCCUCUCAUCUGGAAGUACGUACUUCAGAACCCUAGGUGCAGCAACCUGGAUGGCGUCCCGUCGCUGCCGGCAGCCGCGUACGCGCUCCUCCGGCAGAAGUUCCGGCCGACCACGUCGACGCUAACCGCUGCCGCGGACUCCAAGGACCGCACCACGACCAAGCUCCUCAUCUCCCUGCAGAAUGGAGAGUCUGUAGAGGCAGUGGUCAUGCGAUAUGACACACGACUGGGGAAGUAUGAUGGAAAGCCUCGGCCUGGUGGAGUGCGCUCAACCCUUUGUGUGUCAUCACAGGUUGGGUGCAAGAUGGGCUGCAGAUUCUGUGCUACUGGAACAAUGGGCUUCAAAAGCAAUCUGUCUUCUGGACAAAUUGUAGAGCAGCUGGUCCAUGCAUCCCGCUAUUCUCAGAUCCGAAAUGUUGUUUUCAUGGGAAUGGGGGAGCCGAUGAACAACUAUAAUGCUUUGGUUGAAGCAAUCGGAGUGUUUACAGGAUCUCCUUUCCAGCUUUCACCUAAGAGAAUUACUGUAUCUACUGUCGGAAUCAUUCAUGGAAUCAACAAAUUCAAUGCAGAUCUUCCAAAGGUGAAUUUAGCUGUGUCAUUGCAUGCUCCUGACCAAGACAUACGCUGUCAGAUAAUGCCUGCUGCACGUGCCUUUCCUUUAGUAAAGUUAAUGAAUGUGCUGCAGUCCUAUCAAAAUGAGAGCAAGCAGAUCAUCUUUAUUGAGUACAUUAUGCUUGAUGGAGUUAACGAUCAGGAGGAGCAUGCUCAUCAGCUUGGUAAACUGCUUGAAACGUUCAAAGCGGUUGUCAAUCUAAUACCAUUCAAUCCAAUUGGGUCAUCAAGCAAUUUCAAGACAAGCAGUGACCAAAAUGUGAAGAAGUUCCAAAAGGUCCUAAAAGGCAUCUACCACAUCAGAACCACUGUUCGCCAGCAGAUGGGUCAAGACAUAGCUGGUGCUUGUGGCCAGUUGGUGCGUUUCAUUGCCAUUAGUAAGUUGGUCAGAUUCCAUGUUGGUGGGCUGAAACAAGUCGAGCCAGAAAUCGGGGAAAUCCCAGUCUCCUUUGUGGCCAAGGCCAAAGGGAGCGAGCUCACCGAAGAUGACGUGAAACAAUUUGUGGCCAAGGAGGUGAUCUACUACAAGAAGGUCCGGGAAGUGACCUUCGUCGACAAGAUCCCCAAGGCCCCAUCGGGCAAGAUAUUGCGCAAGGAGCUAAGGAAACAGCUUCAGCAGCAGCAACAAGGGGUGUGA
Miscanthus lutarioriparius is the source of this 1350-nucleotide messenger RNA. Lineage: Eukaryota; Viridiplantae; Streptophyta; Magnoliopsida; Poales; Poaceae. The record is from the annotation of a GenBank genome assembly.